CUCAAGGAGUAUAAAACUAAACCCGAUCUGCAUGGUGGAUAUAAAUUUGCGGAAGAAUACCCAUUUUCUCCACUACAUCCCACAUCGCUGUUGUAGGAUGGUUUCCAAGAUUUUUGCCUUCCUUUCAGUACUUGCAGUCUAUGCAAUGGCUGCACCGUUCACCGUUGUAGGAGGAGAAACUUAUGCCACUGUUGCAGCUUCGGAACCAGGCUUUUUUGAGCCUUCCUGCAUUCUUGGCAAGAGACAUGUGAUGGAUCGCUCACCUUCACCCGAUUGCUAAAUCUUUUCUUGACUUGGCGCCAUAGUUAGGCUGAAGGAGUUGUGGCGAAAUCGCAAUAGAUAAUAGACUAUUUAUACAAGAGCCUCAUGAACUGUUCAUGAGAUGUCUUAAACAACACCUUCAAUCUAUUUUACAAACGACACCUGAAUUGGGCGCACCUGGACUUUUGCGAAGUACAUCGGCAGCUCGCUAGUAGCUCAAACUGACGCGCCACGGAAUGUGCGAUAUGCAGAGCCCCCUUUGCUCAUUUGUCCGGCGGAAUCAUCAAUGACAGUCCUAUAAUUCUGCUUAUAACGUAGUCCAGCG
Molecule: messenger RNA, 586 nt
Organism: Suillus clintonianus
Lineage: Eukaryota; Fungi; Basidiomycota; Agaricomycetes; Boletales; Suillaceae
Exons: 3
Coding region: 32-280 (82 amino acids)
Source: RefSeq, a predicted model, not a curated record